AUGAAGAAAAAAAAUGAAAGGAAGACGAAUGUAGAGCAAGCCAUGAGUGAUUAUUUGUUGAACCUUAGUCAAAUUUAUAACCAGUCCAAUUCAUUUAGUGAUUACGAUAAUAAUAAUAAUGAUAAUAACAAUGAUAACAACAACAACAAUAAUAAUAAUAAUAAUAAUAUGAGAUAUUUAAAAUUUAAUAACUUCCGGAUUGAUAAUAUGAUGAAAAAAAACGGUUGUGAAUUAUUUGUAAAAGAUAAUAAAAAUUAUAUAGAUAAUAAAAAAAUGGAAUUGUCCUAUUAUGAUAAAGUUAUGAAUAAUAUAUUUUCAAAAAAAGAAAGAGAAAUUUAUAGAAAUAUACAAAAUAUUAUUAAAACACAAGAAAGAAAUGAUAUAAAUUUAGAAGUAAAUGAAUAUUUAUAUUCUUAUUUAUUUAUUCUGGCUAUUAAAAAAAUGUUCUAUGAUAUUAUAGCACAGAAAAAAAUGGAAUGUCACAUAAAUAUAAUGCAUAACCAGAAUAUUAAUAAAACCAACUUUCAAAAAAAGGAUAUAUAUAAAACUACAAAUAAUAAUUUAUAUAAAUUAAAAUAUAAUUCAAAUGAAAAAAAUGUGCACCAAAAUGAACAUGCAUAUUACUCAAAAGAUAUUAAAAUAGGAACACAUGAACUUACUCAUAAUAUGGAUAAUAUCAAAAAAAAUAUACAUCAUGAACAAUCUGUAAAUAAUCUUCAUAAUGAUGAUCAUGUUAAGGGUACAAACAUGGAUGAUCAAAAUAAUUUUAAAGAAAAUUUUAAAAAAAAAUUUUAUCAUCAUAAAUUGAAAAACUUAGAUAGUCGCACCACGGGGAGUUUUAAUUCUAUAGACUCAAAAAAUGAAGGCAGCAAGGGUGACGAUAAUAAGUGUGACGAUAAUAAAUGUGACGAUAAUAAGUGUGACGAUAAUAAAUGUGACGAUAAUAAGUGUGACGAUAAUAAGUGUGACGAUAAUAAAUGUGACGAUAAUAAGUGUGACGAUAAUAAGUGUGACGAUAAUAAAUGUGACGAUAAUAAGUGUGACGAUAAUAAAUGUGACGAUAAUAAGUGUGACGAUAAUAAAUGUGACGAUAAUAAGUGUGACGAUAAUAAAUGUGACGAUAAUAAGUGUGACGAUAAUAAAUGUGAUUAUAACCAAUGUAAUACUAACCAACGUAAUACUAACCUACGUAAUACUAACCAACAUAAUGAUGUUCCGAAGGACGAAAUUACAAACAAUGUUUCUCAUAAGGAUGAUACAAAUAAGAUACAUAGUAAUAAAAGUAAGAAUUUUUAUAAAGACUAUAUUAUGGUUUUAUACAAUACCAUGAAGAAGAAUAAAUAUUACUGGCUUGUUCCUUUAAGUGUUAUUUCUUGCAUAUAUAUAUAUUACAAAAUGAGAGUUCGUGUUUGUUUUUUUUUUAAAAAUACUUAUUCAAAUGUAUGUAGAUUUAUGACAAAUAUAUUUUUUAAUAAUAAUGGUUUACAUGGAAAUAAAAAUCUGAUACUUAAGGAUUAUAAUCAUUUUUUUAAUAACAUAAAUCGAAAUAAUGUAAAGACGAUAUUAUUUAAUCCAUCUAGUAAUACAUUCACAUAUAUGUUAGAUAAAAAUGUUCCCAAAACAUCAGGACUUAUGAUAUAUAAUAAUAGAUUAAAUAAUAAUGAAAAUGGUAGUGUUGGAAGCAGCUGGUUAUCAUCACCAUCACCAUCAUCAUCAUCAUCUACACAUAAUAAUAAUAUUUUAUAUAUGAUAUAUUAUAAUGAUUAUAUUAUGAAAUAUCUUUUAAAAAACAAAGUUUAUGAACAUGUAGAUUUUCGAGUAGAUGACAAAUUAUUAAAACUAUCCAUUUAUGAUAUAAUUAGAAGAAAUAUAUUUGAUAUUUUAACAUAUACUUUUUCCAUUUUAACAUUUUAUUAUAUUUAUGAAAAGAAUAUAUUAAAUUGUAAUAAUGUAGAUUAUUCUUUUGAAAAACAGAAGAAAUUACAAUCAUUAAACGACAUUAUAUUAAACGAUAAUAUAAAAAGAGAAAUAAAAAGUAUGUUAUUUUUUGUAUUAUAUUCCAAAAUGUUUAAUGAACCAUUUAGUUGUGAUACCAUAUUAUUUUCUGGGGAUACAGGUACCGGGAAAACCAUGUUAGCAAAAACUAUGGCAAAGGAAUUAAAUUUCGAUUUUUUGCAUGUAUCAGGUUCGACUUUUAUAGAAUUAUAUAUAGGAAGUGGAGCAUCGAAAAUAAGAACCUUAUUUAAGAAAGCAAAAAAAAAUAAUAAACCUAUGGUUAUCUUUAUAGAUGAAAUAGAUAGCAUAGGAAUAAGUCGAUGUAUGAAUAAUGAUAUGUCUUUUUCAAACCAAGAAUAUGCACAAACAUUAAAUCAAUUGCUUAUUGAAUUGGAUUCUUUGCAUGAGUAUAAUAAAAUCCAUAUGUUAUCAGAACAAAAUAAACAAUGGAAUAUUUUCAUGUACAUCAAAAAUAAAUUAAUUAAUAAUAUUUAUGGUAAAGAAAAUAAAACACAUAAUAAUAAUAAUAAUAAUAUUCAUGAUGGUAAUGGUGAUCAACUUUUAUAUGGGAAGGAUCAUAAGAUAUCUAGAAAAUAUUCUUCUUAUUAUAAUAAUACUAGUGAUGAUUAUCCAACAAAUAAUCAUAAGGACCAUAUUGAUGAGAAAAAAGCUUAUGAUAUAUAUAAUUAUUACUUAAAUAAUGAUUUAAGUAUAUACGAAAUUGAAGAAUUAUUUAAUUUGAAGAAUUACAGAACCCAACAUUUUAUUCUUUUUAUAGGAGCUACUAAUAGAUAUAAACAAUUAGAUUCUGCAUUAAUAAGAGCAAAGAGAUUUGAUAAAGUCAUACAUUUUAAUUUGCCAAACAUUAAUACACGUAUGAAGUUAUUUUCGUUUUAUAUUAAUAAGUAUAUAAAGCGGAAUAUAACCUGUAACCAAAUUAGUAAGAAAAAAAAUGACCUUCCUGUAUCUCCGAACGGUUAUGCUUCUUAUAUGAAUCCUGAUUUUAAUUAUUACGAGAGUCAUCAGGAAAAUGAGUUUACAUAUGUGAAGCAAACAGGCAGCACAAAAAAUGAAAUAAAUAAAUAUGACGAUGAUGAUAAUAAUAAUGAUGAUCACAAUAAUGAUGAUCACAAUAAUGAUGAUCACAAUAAUGAUGAUCACGAUAAGCAUCAUCAACCUUGUGAUGGUAAUAGACUCCAUAACCAUAUAAACAAUCAUAAAAAUAAGAAUAAUAACUUAAAAAAUAAAAAUACUUUAAUGUAUCCAAUACAACCAUAUAACAAAUAUAAUGAACAAUACUAUAAACAUUUUAAUUAUUUUAACUUUAGUUAUGAUUUAAAAUACCGACCAACCCUCAGUCCAUUCAUUAUAAAUAAAAAUAAAAAAGUACAUGAACAAAAUACAAAUAUAUAUAAUUUUAUAGAUAUAUUCACUCUUUCAAUUUUAACAUUUCAUUUUAAUUGUGCCGAUAUUGAUCAAUUAACAUAUUCUGUUAAAUCAAAUUUAAUGACAAAAAAUAUUAUUAAUAAAAAAGAAUUCAAUGUAAAUAAUUUAUUAAUGAUUAAUUUAGAUGAUAUGCUACAUAAAAAAUUUACAUAUGAUAGUCAUUUAGAUAAAAUAGUAUCACAAAAAAAUUCAGAUGAACAGGAACAUUUUUCAUCAUCCCUUAACAACAGAAUAUUGAAUGCAUGCAAUGUAGAUGCGGAAGAAUAUUUUCAUAAGUUUCUUACAUAUUGUAAUAAUAUUUUCUUGGAUAAAAUCAAGCACAUACGAAAAAAACAAAUGAAUCGAAAUAAAAAGGAUGAAACGGUAGGUGAUAAAAAUAUAAAGAAGUGUACAAAAAAUGAAGAUAAUAAUAAUAAUAAUAAUAAUAAUGAUGAUAAUAAUAAUGAUGAUGAUAAUAAUAAUGAUGAUAAUAUAUAUAAUAAUGAUGAUGAUAAUUACCAUGAUAAUUUUCAUGAUGAUAAUUAUUAUGAUGAUAAUUAUUAUGAUGAUAAUUACCAUGAUGAUAAUUUUCAUGAUGAUAAUUAUUAUGAUGAUGAUUACCAUGAUGAUACGGAUGAACAAAAUAAUAAUGAAUAUUAUAAUAAAGAUGAUACAAAAAAAAAUAUAAACGAUUUACAUUUUACCAAUGAUAAAUAUAUGCAUUAUAAUUACAAUAAUUACAAUAAUAAUAAAAUAAAUAUGGAUUGUUAUUUAUCCUAUGAUGAUUUAUUACUUUUAUAUGAAUCCAAAAAAAUUAAGUUACAUGUGUGGGAUGACAAUCUAAACGAUGUACAUAAUAAUAAUUUAAACAUUCAUAAUAAUAACUCCUUUUUUAAUGAACAUAUACAAUAUUGUAUCUUAUGGAAAUCUAUACAAACGUAUUUUAAUACCUUACAUAUAAAUUAUAAGAAUAUUACUUUUUAA
Plasmodium falciparum 3D7 is the source of this 4404-nucleotide messenger RNA. RefSeq names its product putative AAA family ATPase. The record is from RefSeq and is a predicted model, not a curated record. Gene Ontology annotation, molecular function: ATP binding; ATP hydrolysis activity. NCBI's taxonomy places the organism in Eukaryota, Apicomplexa, Aconoidasida, Haemosporida, Plasmodiidae.